Penicillium angulare is the source of this 456-nucleotide messenger RNA. RefSeq lists its product as uncharacterized. The record is from RefSeq and is a predicted model, not a curated record. The transcript is spliced from 2 exons. Bases 1 to 456 code for a protein of 151 amino acids. Gene Ontology annotation, cellular component: NuA4 histone acetyltransferase complex; nucleus; Rpd3S complex. Lineage: Eukaryota; Fungi; Ascomycota; Eurotiomycetes; Eurotiales; Aspergillaceae. Gene Ontology annotation, biological process: chromatin organization; regulation of DNA-templated transcription.
AUGGCACCCAACAACUACAGCACAGACGAGAAAGUCUUAUGCUUUCACCACGAAAUACUCUAUGAGGCCAAGAUCCUCGAACUGCGACACAAGGAUAGCUCUGACAAGAAGAGCCCCUUUGAGUACCGUGUCCACUACAAAGGAUGGAAGAAUACAUGGGAUGACUGGGUCCUUGAAGACCGUCUACGCAAGUGGACUGAUGAGAACCGUGAACUCGCCACCAACAUACGGAAAGAAGCUGAAGCAUCGCUUAGAGGGAAAAAUGUGAAGACCCCUACUUCGAAGAAACGGGCAAUAUCAGAGCAUAGCUCUGUCCGUGAUAGCGAAGAGCGUGGAAAUUCAGUUUCUGGUCGAGGCAACAAGCGAGUCCGAGAAAAUGAUAUCGAGAGGGUAAGUUGUGUGUCAUUCUGCCAGUUUGCCAAUUGUGUUAGUCUUUUGUUUUCUCAUCUGCCUUGA